Molecule: messenger RNA, 2535 nt
Organism: Bipolaris oryzae ATCC 44560
Lineage: Eukaryota; Fungi; Ascomycota; Dothideomycetes; Pleosporales; Pleosporaceae
Exons: 2
Coding region: 1-2535 (844 amino acids)
Biological process (GO): cell motility; intracellular signal transduction; phosphatidic acid biosynthetic process
Molecular function (GO): D-type glycerophospholipase activity
Source: RefSeq, a predicted model, not a curated record
AUGUCUAAAGAAAAGGGUCUUAAGAAGCUCUUUCAUCCUUUCGACCACCGCCUUUCGGAAAAGGUCGAGGAAAUUGAACAAAAGCUCGAGCACACCAAGCUGCGCGGUGCCCAUAUCAAAGCUGUACACCUCAAGCACAAGGUUGGAAAGUUUGGCAACCUCUUCAACACCAACCAUCGCCAUGACGAGGAUCACGAAAAAGCAACCGACGCCAAGAGGAGCAAGAUCGCCGAGAGCCAUCGCUUCAACAGCUUUGCCCCCGAAAGAGACGGCAAUCUGGUCAAAUGGUACGUCGAUGGUCGAGACUACUUCUGGGCCGUUGCCGAGGCUUUGGAAAAGGCCCAGGAGACCAUCUACAUUGCGGAUUGGUGGCUCAGCCCAGAGCUGUUCUUGAAGCGCCCGCCCUACUACAAUCAGCAAUCCAGGUUGGAUCAAAUUCUCAAGCGACGCGCCCAGGCUGGCGUCAAGAUUUAUAUUUCCGUGUACAAGGAGGUUUCUGCUGCUCUUACUUGCAACAGUCAGCAUACCAAAAAGGCCCUCAUGGGCCUUAUCAAAGAGGGUGAGCCUGGUUACGGGAACAUCAGGGUAAUGCGACACCCUGACCAUAAUGUGUUUGAAAAUGCCGCAGACAUGACAUUCUACUGGGCUCAUCACGAGAAGUUCAUUGUCAUUGAUUAUGCCAUGGCCUUUAUCGGUGGACUGGAUCUGUGCUACGGCCGAUGGGAUGAGAAGCAGCAUCCCCUGUCUGACGCACAUCCCUCCGGUGUGCAGAACCAGAUUUUCCCCGGCCAAGACUACAACAAUAACCGUAUUAUGGAUUUCGAGAGUGUUGACGACUGGAAAUCAAACAAGCUGGACAAGCUCGAGUAUGGUCGCAUGCCAUGGCACGACGUCGCCAUGGGAAUCAUAGGCCCGGCAAUCUACGACAUUGCCGAACACUUUGUCCUGCGAUGGAAUUUUGUGAAGCGUGAAAAGUACAAGCGUGACGAACGAUAUGACUGGCUUACCAUGGAAGGACGUGAAGGUGCUGACGAAGACCUGAUUGGAGUCCAACGGCCUAAGUUCCCCGUUGGUCAUUACAUACAUCAUCCCGUGACGCAGCUCAGCAGCAAGAAUCUCGACAACCGUGGAACUGUACAUGCACAGCUUGUCAGGAGUAGCGCGGACUGGAGCAUGGGCAUCGAGCCUCAUGAACAAAGCAUUCAGAACGCCUAUUGCGAGCUGAUCCGGAACGCCCAGCAUUACGUGUACAUUGAGAACCAGUUCUUCAUUACUGCGACUACCAAACAUGACGAGAAUCCAGUUCACAACCAGAUUGGAGGUGCCAUGGUCGAUGCAAUUCUGAAGGCUGCCAAGGAAGAACGGAACUUCAGGAUCAUUAUCGUCAUCCCGGCUAUCCCCGGUUUCGCGGGAGAUUUGCGGGAUCAGGCUGCGGCUGGAACGCGAGCUAUUAUGGACUACCAAUUCAAGAGUAUCUGCAGAGGCGACGAGAGCAUCUUUGGCAGGAUCAAGGCUGCCGGUGUCGACCCUGAAAAGUACAUUUUCUUCUUCAACCUCCGCUCGUAUGAUCGCAUUAAUGUCACGCCCAAGCUCAAGGAGAUGGAGAAGAAGUCUGGUAUGACAUACAUGGAGAUGGAGACUGCCGAAAUUGACGAGCUUGAAGCGCCACCAGAAGAGGGUGGAGAUGAAAAGCGACGACUAGCAGCAGAGAUGAGGAAGAGAUAUAUGGACGAGGAUGACAAACUUGGAAAGGGUGACCAGGGCGGAGUGAUUGACCCAGAUUCCAUCGCCGACGACGCCAUGCUCACUGAGAAGAAGCCCAGCGAUGAGGCCUGGGAAGGUGAGACCGAAGACGAAAAACAAUAUUUCUUCCAAGAAGAACUCUACGUCCACGCCAAAAUCUGCAUCAUCGACGACAAAACCGUCAUCUGCGGCUCCUCCAACAUCAACGACCGCUCACAGCUCGGCUUCCACGACUCCGAACUCUCCAUCGUCCUCCAAGACACGGACCUAAUCGACACCACUCUUGACGGCAAACCCUACAAAGCUGCCCGCCUCGCCCACGACCUCCGCAGCUCCCUCUGGCGCGAACACCUCGGCCUCCUGCCCCCACAAAGUCUCAACGCCACCGACGAUCCCAACGCCCAGCCACCCGGCGAGCACUCCCCCAACGACACCAUGCCGGGUCCCGAAGCCGACUUCGUCUCGGACCCCCUGAGCCCCAAACUCUGGGACGAAUGGUGCACCCGCGCCUCAACCAACACAUCCGUCUUCCGCGAUUUGUUUCAUGCGGACCCUGACGACAAUAUUCUUACCUUUGAAGACUACGACGAGUUUACUCCCAACCCCAAUUCUGACAAAAAACACAAACAAGGGCAUCUUUAUGAUGUUGACCGCCCGGCCCAGGAGGUCAGGAAGGAGUUGGAUCGCAUCAAGGGCCAUCUGGUGUGGAUGCAGCUCAAGUUUCUCGAAAAGGCAGAUAUGGCGGAGCGCGGGUUACAGGUGAAUUCUUUUACCGAGAGUGUCUAUACUUGA